Messenger RNA from Gossypium raimondii (Peruvian cotton), 1324 nucleotides. RefSeq lists its product as uncharacterized. The record is from RefSeq and is a predicted model, not a curated record. The transcript has 2 exons. Lineage: Eukaryota; Viridiplantae; Streptophyta; Magnoliopsida; Malvales; Malvaceae. The coding region runs from base 89 to 943 and encodes 284 amino acids.
CACUUUUAUUCCCACUCUACUGAUAGUCUCCUUCAUUCAAUGCUUGUUGUUCAACAAUGUGGAACUCACCAACUCAACCGAGCAACAAAUGACCAACGGGAUGCUCAAACAUCAACCAAUUACCCGACUGUAUUUUUCAACACGUCUUAUCUUUUCUCCCCACGAAGUUCACCGUUUCAACAUCUAUUCUCGCCAAGCGAUGCCGUUCUCUUUAGAUUCUGGUCCCUGUUCUCGACUUCCGGCAAACACCCAGUUACUGUACCGACAAAAAAUGUCGAACAUCCUUCCGGUAUUUGGCUUUCAAAGCUUUGAUGCUCAGCAAGGCGGCUUCUCUACACAAGUUUCGCCUCACCCGCAACAUCGAUCUCGGCCUUUUAUUUCUCAACACUAUGAUCAACGGUGUAAUCCUCCCGCGCGUGGUUCGGGAAGUGGACAUCUCCAUUUUCGCAAAAUGGAGAUCCGAUUUCUUCGAACUGCCGACUUGUUUAUUCUCGGCCGAGAAUUUAUAUGUUCUGAAACUCAGCCAAGGAAUCUUCAUCGUGUUCGUAAUUACAGGUCAGUUCGUUUGCCGAGUCUCAAGGUUUUGCAUCUCAGAUCGGUUACUUACGCGAAUAACAAAUCUGUUUCGAAGCUUCUUCAAGGUUGUACUGUGUUGGAGGAGUUGAUUGUUAAAAGAACUUUCAAAGAUAAUGCCAGAAAUUUCAUUGUUCAUUUACCCACAUUGAAGACUUUAAACAUAAAAGUGCAGUUCGACAAGAUGAGCAAAUUACGAUCCAAAUACGAUCUUACUAUAAAUGCCCCGAAUCUUGGGUACCUUGAGAUUAUAGAUUGGGAGAGCGUGAUUCAAUUUGAAAGUGUGUUUAUUAGCUUAGUCGAAGUUACUAUGGAACUGCCUUAUUCCAAAUGGUGGAAGCACUUUGCAAUGCUAAGUUCCUUCACUUGAAAUGGACCCAUUAUUGCGACUUUAGGGCAUUGCGUAAGGAUGAAGCUUUUCCUUUGUUUCCUAAUCUGAUCCAACUGGAGCUAAACUUUGGUACUAAAAAGGAUGAAACUUUCGUACUGAAAAGUCCAUAUAAAAUGCUUAUAUUACAUAGUGGUGUUCAUCAAUAUUUUAAAAUGUAAUUUAGUUUGGAGUUUGGAAGAAAGGAGAAUUUGGAUUUUGCAGUGUGAAUGAUUGUUAAUCAAACAUGUGCAUUCCAUUAAGCUAAAUAAUUACUUUCCAAGCAAGCCAACAUCCUCCAAAAUUACAUUAGAACUUUAUUCUAAAAUUUAAACCCUUUGUUCUCCUACGUCAACACUUGCUAAGCUUCUACUCUACUCUCCG